UGUGUCACUGCAGCAGCUGUGCAGUGAGUUUGUCUUAAGUUUAUUAAUUUUCUGAACAAGUUUUUCAUAGUUUAAAUUUAGAAUUCCAUUUUUAGAGUAUUACUUCAUAUUUAGUGAAAGAGCCUACAGUUAAUGUUCACCUUAUAAUAGUGAAAGAGCCCACUUAUGUGUUACAUUAAGUAGCCUCCUUCCCACCACCAGAGUGACCUUGUGCACUUCCUAUGUGCAUACAGAGACCUUGUGUGGGUACAAGUACCACAUAAUCUUGCCACAUAAACAAUGGGCAGCCAUAUUUACUGACCAUGUGAUUUCAGAGACAAGUGUUUUCAUACUCAUUGCGAUUUAGUUCUUCAAGUUUCAUCACUUUAUUCACUCUUUGUGGACCUUGAAAGACCCCAUUUUGAUUGUUAUCUCAAUCUACUCAAUCUACUAUCAGCAAUCACCACCAUGUUGUCAAGUGGCUUCAUUGUGUUUAGUGUGUGGUUCCUGGAUUGAUUGCGAAUACCAGUCACUUGGGAGUCCUUUUCUCAUAAGUUUGAGAACUAGUAGUCCGAAACUCCUCUGGGCACAAGUGAGCCCUGAGGCAGCCACAAUAACAAUCAAAGGACAAUCAAAGUCACAACCAAAGUCCAGUCGUUCCAGAGCAUGCAGAGUGAAUAAACCCACGUCAUGUCGUUACCAAUCCAGUCGUCUUCUAGUCAUAAGUUUGACAAGUCAAAGAAGAGUAACGCCGGUCGAGCAGCAAGUCACGCUGGUCAUGUGUCGUCUUACAAGUCAAGCAAGAGUUCCAGUCGAGCCAGUCAUGCCGUGUCCGUUACAUCAUCAUAUGCACGGCAUCAGGAAGAAAAGCUGGAACUAGCGAAAACAGCGGCUGCUCUGCAGGUCCAGCUAGACUUUGCAGAGAAAGAAAAACAGCUGAAACUCCGGGAGUUGGAAGCGGCAAAGAAAGUGGAGGAAAUGAAGAUCGAGAGAGACAAAAAGUUAGAACAACUUGAAAUAGAGAGGAAAUUGGCCGAAACCCGAGCUGUGAUGCAGGUGUACUCAUCGCUGGAGCGGGAUGACAACAGUUCAAUAUCAUCAGAGCUGUCCGGCAUCCCCGCCGACAAACAUGAACAUAUGCAGAGAUUCCUCAACUCGCAUCAAAGUGAUCACCCCCCUCCACUGUGUCCAUCUGUGCCCCAAAGUGAAAGCGCAUAUGUGGACAAUGCGUCACUCCAACCAGUUGCCAUGGUUACAUCAGCCAAUCAGAACAGAUCUGAUGAACAGUCCAGUGUACAUCAUUCUCAUCACCAAAGUGAAGGAGGACGGAUGACGAUGUCGUCGGCACUUGAGAAGUGCAUUACACAGUUGGCCGAGUCCAGUAGACAACAGCAUGAUGUAAACAAACGCCUUGUUGCAUCUAGCCAGCUACCAAAGAUAGCCGUCCCCCAAUUCAACGGUGAUCCACUACAGUACCCCCUGUGGCGGAACUCCUUCAAUUCCCUUAUCGACAGCCAACCCCUUGACGCCGACACCAAGCUUAACUACCUCAAUCAAUAUGUGACGGGAAAACCAAAGCACCUAGUGGAGCACUACAUGCUCAUCGGCACUGAAGAGGCCUACACGCAAGCAAGAAAAGUAUUGAACGAGAGGUACGGAAACAGUAGUGUAGUGAGCACUGCUUUCAUAAGCAAACUCCGUCAGUGGCCGAGGUUAACGCCGAGGGAUGCAGCAGGCUUGAGAGAUUUCUCUGAUUUUCUGGGGAAAGUAGAGGCAGCACGAGCAACCACAGCAAGCCUUGGAGUGCUGGACUACGCCAGUGAGAAUGCUCGUCUAGUCGAGAAACUGCCAUUCAACCUUGAGACAAAGUGGCGAGACAAGAUUGACUAUUGGAGACAGAUCCGUGGUCAGGAUUCCUUCCCCCCAUUCAGCGAGUUUGUCAAACUCGUGAAGAUUGCAGCAGACAGGGCAAACAUUCCUGAAUUGCAGAGCGUGGUUCGAAGUCAGGACAAACAACGUUCAAAUGGAGGAAGUGCUCCGAAAAAGAACACCAGUGUUUUUGCGACUAGUACCAGUCGAGGUGAACCAACAAGCAGAGUGCAGUUGUCCAGUGACAAGAGUUGUCUCUUCUGCAAUAAGCGUCAUCUCCUGGACGAGUGUGAGCGCUUUCUGCGCAAGCCUUUCGCUGAGCGAAAGGAUUUCUUCUUCAAGAAGAGACUGUGCAUGGGCUGUGCACGUUCCAGUGAUCAUCAAGUGAGAGAGUGUAAUGACAAAAAAGUUUGUCGGAUCUGCGCUGGUGCCCAUUUGACCUGUCUCCAUCGCAACUUCCAACAGAGACGGCCAGAAGAAACUGCUUCAAGUAACCCCCAGUCAGCAGCGGCAAGUAAACAACCAGCUGACAAAGUCCCAACCAAUUCAUCCCCACCCAAAGAAGUCAUUGCUGUGCACCCCAAACGAGAUGAGGGAAUGUCCAACUGUAUUCAAGUGUGUUCCCAACCAGACCAAGAAGGAGAAGGUGACCACUCCAUGAUUAUACCAGUGUUGGUUCGUAGUGAGAGUGAUCCAGCGAGGGAGUUCCUCGAAUAUGCCAUCUUGGACGAACAAUCCAACAGUUGCUUCGUAUCAAAGAGUUUGUGUGAAAGGAUGAACCUGCAGGGACCAGAGACGCAGUUACUACUCAGUACAAUGCAAGAGCAAAAUGUGCAAAUCACCAGCAGUCGCAUAUCCGGGCUUGAAGUGCUUGAUGUCAAUAGAGAGCACACUGUUCAACUUCCAGUCUGCUUCAAGCGGGACAGCGUUCCAGCCAAGAAAUCCCAGAUACCGAAACCUGCGGUUGUGCAUCAAUGGCCCCACCUGAAGUCUCUGGCAGAUAAACUCAUGCCCUAUGAUCCAACCCUGCAAAUAUCUCUUCUCAUCGGGAGCAAUUGUCCCAGAGUAGUUCGACCCAGGGAAAUCAUCGCCGGUGGAGAGGAUGACCCUUACGGCCAGAGGUCACUACUAGGCUGGGGAGUAAUUGGGAACGUGUGCAAGGCUGCACGACAAACCGAUGACCAACCUGCAGUAUGCAACAAAGUGGUUGCUGCUGAACCACAAAGCUACCAACACUUCGUCUAUGGUACGAGGGUGAAAGAAGUCUUAAACCCAGAGAAAGUUCUCAAGGUGUUGGAAUCCGACUUUGUCGAGAAUCAUCAGGGGAAGCCAUACUCAGUAGAAGACGAGAAGUUCCUGAGCGUGAUGGAAAAAGGAAUAAAGAAAGCAUCCGAUGGCCACUACGAAAUGCCACUACCACUGAAGUCUGACGCUGCGACCCUGCCUAACAACCGCCAACUUGCAGUCAAGAGAUGGAAUCAGCUGUCCGCCAGAUUCCGAAAGAAUGUGAAGUUUCGUGAAGACUACAGGGAGUUCAUGAAAGAUGUUAUCCCAAAGUCUGCAGAGAGAGUCCCCCUAGACCAACUGGAAGUUGAUGAGGGAAAGGUAAACUAUGUGCCGCACACCGGAGUCUAUCACCCCAAAAAGCCGGACAAGAUAAGAGUGGUGUUCGACUGUUCAGCCAAAUAUGGAGGCGUUUCACUCAACGACCAUCUCCUUCAAGGUCCUGACUUGACUAAUGGUCUUCUCGGUGUUCUGUGUAGAUUCAGGAAAGAGGAAGUGGCCUUUAUGGUUGACGUGAAGAGCAUGUUCCAUCAGUUCUAUGUAGAAGAGAAGUACCGUGACCUGCUGCGAUUCCUAUGGUGGGAAAAUGGUGAUCCAGAGAAGCCAGUGGUCGAAUACAGAAUGAAAGUUCACGUGUUUGGGGCCGCUAGCUCACCAGGCUGUGCCAACUUCGGGCUGAAGAGAGCAGCAGAUGACGGAGAGGAUGAGUUUGGUGCAGAGGCAGCAAACUUCAUUCGUAAUGAUUUCUACGUAGACGAUGGACUGAAGUCACUACCCACAGUGGAAAGAGCAUCAUUACUGAUCAAAGCCAGUCAGAAUCUGUGUGGAAAAGCUGGGUUGAAACUGCACAAAAUCAUCUCCAACAAAAGAGAGCUGUUGGAAAAAUUCCCAGCAGAAGAGCGAGCCAGUGGUACAAGGGAACUAGAUCUGAAGGUUGAUGUACUACCAAUGGAAAGAGCCCUGGGCGUCACUUGGUGUGUCGAGAGUGACACCUUUCAGUUCCAUAUUGAGUUGAAAGACAGACCAUUCACAAGACGAGGCAUACUUUCAACUGUAAGUUCGAUCUAUGACCCAAAUGGCUAUGUGGCUCCAGUAACCCUCAGAGGGAAGAGAAUUUUGCAGCAGAUGUGUCGCGACAAACUUGAUUGGGACAGUCCAGUGCCAGAGAUGCUACAACCUGAGUGGGAGAAAUGGCGUUUAGAGGUUCUCGGCUUAGAGAAGAUCCAAAUCCAGCGAUGUUUUAAGCCCAAGGAUUUUGGAACUGUGACAGCAGUUGAAUUGCAUCAUUUUUCCGAUGCAAGCCAAGAUGGUUAUGGUCAGUGUUCCUACCUGCGACUAGUCGAUGAGAACAAUAAGGCACAUUGUUCCUUUGUAGUCGGUAAGUCCAGAGUGGCCCCUCUGAAGCUCGUCACCAUCCCCCGGCUAGAACUUGCAGCAGCAACUGUCUCAGCAACUGUGAGUGAAUUCCUGCGACGAGAGCUAUGUUACGAGAUGCUCCACGAAUAUUACUGGACAGACAGCAAGAUUGUUUUGGGAUACAUAAACAAUGAAGCAAGACGAUUCCAUGUCUAUGUUGCUAACAGAGUGCAGCAAAUCAGAAGUCUGACUAACCCAGAGAGAUGGAUGUACGUAGACACCAAAGAAAAUCCUGCUGACGAAGCAUCACGUGGUCUGACAGCAAAGGAACUUAUAGAGAAGUCCUGCUGGUUAUCCGGUCCAGAUUUCUUGCAGAAGGAUGGCCCCUUUCAACCCCAGCCAGCCGUAGUUGCACCACUGAGUGAAUCAGACCCAGAUGUGAAAAGAGUCUCAGCUUUCGUGACAACAGCUGAGAACAACGCACGACAUCAUCACUUCGAAGUGAGCCGACUUGAUUGCUUUUCAUCCUGGAAUAGAGCUUGCAGGGCAGUCGCUCUUUGUCUGAGGUUGAAGACAAAGUUGAGGAACAGAGUAGUGAAGAAACCUUGUGAAAGGAAAGUUUGUUCCACUCCUGCGAAGCAAGCAAUCACUGUGGCAGAACUACAGAAUGGAGAGAUGGAAAUCAUCAAAAAUGUUCAGCAUGAACAUUUCAGUGUCGAGUUACAGGCCCUACAAGAACUUGGUGUAAUCGGGCAAGUCACCGAUGGAAAGACUGCAAGGGUGAGAAAUGACUACCUGAAGAAGACAAGUUGUCUGUACCGGCUAGAUCCCUUUCUAGAUGUCGAUGGCAUCAUCCGAGUGGGUGGCCGUAUUGCCAGAUCUAAUCUUCCAAUUGAAGCUAAGCAUCCAGCCGUUCUCCCUCACAAAGGUCAUGUCACCCAGUUGUUGAUUCGCCAUAUUCAUGAGAAGGUGAAUCACAUGGGCAGAGGAAUGACACACAACGAGCUACGUCAGAGAGGGUACUGGGUAAUUGGUGGUUCAUCAGCUGUGUCCAACUACAUCUCAAGAUGUGUGACCUGCCGCAAACUGCGUGGAUCGCUGCAGCGACAGAAGAUGUCUGACCUACCCGUAGAUCGACUAGAGCCAGCGCCCCCAUUUUCCUAUUGCGCUGUGGACUACUUCGGUCCAUUUUUGGUGAAAGAGCGUAGGAGUCAAGUGAAACGUUAUGGUGUCCUGUUCACAUGUAUGGCGUCUAGAGGUGUUCAUCUAGAGACAGCAAAUUCCUUAACGGCAAGUUCUUUCAUCAAUGCCCUUACAAGAUUCCAGAGCAGGAGAGGACCUGUACGUCAACUGCGUUCAGACCAAGGUACAACAUUCAUCGGUGCUCGGAGUGAGCUGAGAGAAGCGCUAGCUGAGAUGGAGCAGGACAGAGUCCACCAGUACCUGUUAGAGAGCAACUGUGACUGGAUUCCCUUCAAGCUGAACACACCGCAUGCCAGUCACAUGGGAGGCGUGUGGGAGAGACAGAUAGGUACAGUACGCCGUGCACUAGAGGGUCUUCUUCUUAAAACCACGACACAACUGGAUGAUGAAUGUUUCAGGACCUUCAUGACUGAGGUAGAAGGCAUCAUCAAUUCACGACCUCUAACGACAGACUAUCUCUGCUCAUCAGACGCACCAGAGCCAUUGACACCCAAUCAUCUGUUCACCAUGAAACCCAAGGUGGUUCUGCCUCCGCCUGGAAAGUUCCAGAAGGAAGAUGUCUAUGCCCGCAAAUGGUGGAGACGUGUCCAGUACUUGACCAAUGAGUUUUGGGUGAGAUGGAGAAAGGAGUUUCUGCACCAUCUUCAAGAGCGCAAAAAGUGGGUCAAUCCAGUAAGAGAUCUACAAGUAGGUGAUGUCGUGAUCUCCAAGGAAGGUGAACAGACCAGGAACCAGUGGCCACUGGGACGCGUAGUGGAGACCUACCCGAGCAAUGACGGAAGAGUCAGGUCAGUGAAGCUCUUGAUGGCCGAUGGCACACGAGACAACCUUGGCAGACGGCAACACUCUCCAUCACUCCUUGACAGACCAGUACACAAGCUUGUCCUGUUGGUACCCGCAGAGAAGCCUGAAGCUCAAGAGACCAGAGAAGUCCCCACCGAAGAGCCAAACUGAAGAUCCUGCCAGAAGAGACCCACUGCUGACGACAAUCUAUUUAGUUUAUGAACUUUACAUUUUAACUGUUCUUGUUACUCAUUAGUAGGUAGAUACCAAUUUAACGAGCCAACACUAGUCCGCAUCUGAGGAGCAGUGCGUGCGAGACAAGACGUCCACCAAGAUGAAGGAACAUUUUCAUGGACAUUAAUCUUUGAAGUUCAGGUUUGAUUUUAGUUUGUUAACUGCGAGAUGCAGUUAGAGGAGCCAUGUCACUGCAGCAGCUGUGCAGUGAGUUUGUCUUAAGUUUAUUAAUUUUCUGAACAAGUUUUUCAUAGUUUAAAUUUAGAAUUCCAUUUUUAGAGUAUUACUUCAUAUUUAGUGAAAGAGCCUACAGUUAAUGUUCACCUUAUAAUAGUGAAAGAGCCCACUUAUGUGUUACAUUAAGUAGCCUCCUUCCCACCACCAGAGUGACCUUGUGCACUUCCUAUGUGCAUACAGAGACCUUGUGUGGGUACAAGUACCACAUAAUCUUGCCACAUAAACAAUGGGCAGCCAUAUUUACUGACCAUGUGAUUUCAGAGACAAGUGUUUUCAUACUCAUUGCGAUUUAGUUCUUCAAGUUUCAUCACUUUAUUCACUCUUUGUGGACCUUGAAAGACCCCAUUUUGGUAAGAAGCAUUUUCCUUGAUUUUAUGAGUUACUUUUAAUAAGUUUAGAGACAGAAUUCAGUGGAUUUUCUGAGAUUUUACAGUUGAUUAUUUAUUCAGCAAAAAACAGAUUGAACUGCAAAUAGUGUUUAGAUUUGACAAAUCAGACUUCACAUUUUUGGACUCAACUUGCCAUGUUUAAUAGAUUAGACUUUUCCAUGUACUUUUAUUAUAGUUUUCUUAUUAGUGUUUUUUCUGCUUUAUUAAA
Patiria miniata (bat star) is the source of this 7542-nucleotide messenger RNA. RefSeq lists its product as uncharacterized. Gene Ontology annotation, biological process: DNA integration. The record is from RefSeq and is a predicted model, not a curated record. Gene Ontology annotation, molecular function: nucleic acid binding. Bases 670 to 6645 code for a protein of 1991 amino acids. The transcript has 2 exons. NCBI's taxonomy places the organism in Eukaryota, Metazoa, Echinodermata, Asteroidea, Valvatida, Asterinidae.